Messenger RNA from Protopterus annectens (West African lungfish), 2338 nucleotides. RefSeq names its product transketolase-like protein 2. The coding region runs from base 136 to 2013 and encodes 625 amino acids. NCBI's taxonomy places the organism in Eukaryota, Metazoa, Chordata, Ceratodontiformes, Protopteridae. The record is from RefSeq and is a predicted model, not a curated record. Gene Ontology annotation, molecular function: transketolase activity; thiamine pyrophosphate binding. The transcript has 14 exons.
UCACUUCCGCUGUGGCGGGAGGAUAAUCCAACCUUGAUGGUUAAAUCCCCAUGAGAAAACGUGACUAGUUGUUAGUCUCCGACCGCUGCAGCUUGGAUAGUUGUUUGUUUUGAUAACAUUAAACAUCAUUUUGCGAUGGCCAGCUAUCUGAAGCCCAACGACCAGAUUUUGCAAACCCUAACAGAUGUCGCUAACAGGCUCCGUAUCCAUUCAAUUAAAGCAACAUGCGCAUCGAACUCCGGCCAUCCAACAUCCUGCUGCAGUGCUGCGGAGAUAAUGGCGGUACUUUUCUUCAACAUCAUGAAAUAUAAGCCCCUUGAUCCUCGAAAUGCCAACAAUGACCGCUUUGUUUUGUCAAAGGGUCAUGCUGCUCCCAUUCUUUAUGCUGCUUGGUCUGAGGCUGGCUACAUCGAUAAAGCCGAACUGCUUAAUUUGAGAAAACUGGAUUGUGACCUGGAAGGACACCCCACACCUAAACUUAAAUUUGUUGACAUAGCAACUGGCUCUCUAGGCCAAGGUUUGGGUGCGGCCUGUGGAAUGGCUUACACUGGGAAGUACUUUGACAAAAGCAGUUAUAGAGUGUUUUGUUUGAUGGGCGAUGGCGAGUCCUCUGAAGGUGCUGUCUGGGAAGCUAUGGCGUUUGCAUCUCACUACAAACUGGAUAACCUUGUGGCAAUCAUUGAUGUUAACCGCCUUGGUCAGAGUGAGGCCGCUCCUCUUCAGCAUAACAUGGAGGUCUAUCGUGAGCGUUGUGAAGCCUUUGGCUGGCACACUUGUGUAGUUGAUGGCCAUAGCAUUGAAAAGCUGCAUGAGGCAUUUUGGAAGGCAUCUCAAUGCAAGGACAAGCCCAGCAUGAUAGUUGCAAAAACUUUCAAGGGAAGAGGUAUUUCAGGUGUUGAAAAUGAGGACAACUGGCAUGGUAAACCCAUGCCUGUGAAUAAGAUGGAUACCAUUGUGAAUGAAAUUCAAGACUGCAUCAAAACCAGUGAAUGUAUUUGUCCAGAGCCACCAGUUGAGGAUGCUCCUGAAGUCAGCAUUGUGAAUAUAAAAAUGUCCUCUCCACCAGCAUAUAAUAUAAGUGACAAGGUUGCCACUCGAAAGGCUUAUGGCCAAGCCUUGGCCAAGCUUGGUCUUGCAAAUAGCCGGGUAAUUGCUUUAGACGGUGACACAAAGAACUCCACCUUUUCUGAGAUCUUUAAGAAACAACACCCUGACCGUUACAUUGAAUGCUUCAUUGCUGAACAAAACAUGGUGAGUGUUGGAAUGGGUUGCGCUACCAGAGACAGGAAUGUUGUUUUUGUUAGUACCUUUGCUGCUUUUCUGUCCCGUGCAUAUGACCAAAUUCGUAUGGGUGCGAUUUCUCAAAGCAACAUCAACCUAUGUGGCUCUCACUGUGGAGUCUCCAUUGGAGAGGAUGGCCCUUCACAAAUGGCCUUGGAGGACCUAGCCAUGUUUCGUGCUAUUCCUACUUGUACUGUCUUCUACCCCAGUGAUGCAGUGUCCACAGAGCAUGCUGUUGAGCUUGCAGCAAAUACAAAGGGUAUCUGUUUCAUCCGGACAAGCCGUCCAGAGACUCCAGUUAUUUACUCUUCAGAUGAGAAGUUUGAAAUUGGAGUAGCAAAGGUGGUUCGGAGCAGUGAGAGUGAUCGUGUUACAGUGAUUGGAGCUGGAGUUACAUUACAUGAGUCAUUGAAAGCUGCUGAUGAACUGGCUAAAGCAGGUAUCAAUAUCCGUGUGAUUGACCCUUUCACAAUCAAACCUCUGGAUGCAGCUACCAUCAUCUCCAGUGCAGUCGCUACUGGAGGACGCAUCAUUACUGUAGAAGACCACUACAGAGAGGGCGGACUGGGAGAAGCUGUAUCUGCAGCUGUGGCAGAAGAACCAAGCAUCAUUGUUAAACGUCUGGCUGUAACUCAAGUCCCACGCAGUGGUAAACCUGUUGAGCUUCUGGAUAUGUUUGAGAUCAGUGCCACCCACAUUAUGAAUGCAGUAAAGGCUGCCUUUGCGAAUUAAAACUGAAGAGUUUGGGGGGGGAAAGCAGCUGUCUGGAAAAAUGCCACAUUCUGAAUUUUUAACGCAGCUAAUACUGCAUUGAAAAGCAGGACCAUUCUCACUAAAGGAAUGAUUACACCAUGACCGGCAGAAAAGCUCUGAAGGAUUGCUGGAUUUUCUGUUCCUGGUUUGAAACUGACACUGUUUUCGAUGGUGCACAAGUCCAUUCCUUUCUGUGAUAGUUUCAGUGUUACGUUUGAGGAGACCAUUUGGACUUCAUUGCUUAAACUGUGUAUAUUAAUGUCUUAAUUUAAAGUCUAUAUUAAAUAAAUUCCACAGCAUUUCA